AUGUACUUCAUCUUCAUAUACUCGAAGGACUACGGCCUCGACCAUCUGCCAAUGAUAUUUAUACAGACCGCAACAACGGCAGUUAGUAUCGUGUUGCUAAAGUUAUAUGUGAAGGGGUUUUCUAGUGACUUGAAUAAUACGGAGAAACAGCUUGAACAGAUCUCGCAGAUUAUUGACAAUGUUGCCAAAACCUGGACUGCAGUCGUGCCGAUUCAGGAGGCGAUCAAUCAGUCUCGGCAAGUGAUUGCACAUAGGAAAGCAUUACAGGAGCCGGCUUGUUUUGACUGGGAAAACAUAAUGACUACUGAUUGUUCUGAGGUUGGUAUUCCUGGAGAUCUGGCUACACUUAACGAAGAUAUACUAUCCUCAGAGUAUGAACUACCAUUUCAAGAAACAAUAUAA
This is a messenger RNA of Penicillium macrosclerotiorum, 402 nucleotides long. RefSeq lists its product as uncharacterized. The record is from RefSeq and is a predicted model, not a curated record. NCBI's taxonomy places the organism in Eukaryota, Fungi, Ascomycota, Eurotiomycetes, Eurotiales, Aspergillaceae. The coding region runs from base 1 to 402 and encodes 133 amino acids. The transcript is spliced from 3 exons.